Messenger RNA from Parasteatoda tepidariorum (common house spider), 9576 nucleotides. RefSeq lists its product as uncharacterized. Gene Ontology annotation, biological process: small GTPase-mediated signal transduction. The record is from RefSeq and is a predicted model, not a curated record. Gene Ontology annotation, molecular function: phosphatidylinositol binding; GTPase activator activity; protein binding. NCBI's taxonomy places the organism in Eukaryota, Metazoa, Arthropoda, Arachnida, Araneae, Theridiidae.
GAAAGUGGCAACAGCAGUAAAUUGACUUGUUGCUGGUUUGUGAUUUGGGAUGUGGUUGGAGCACAGAAAUCAUGAUUUGUAAAGAAUAUUUCGGAACAGAAACAAAUAAACUUUAAUUUUGCAAGCUCGCUUUCUUUUAUUUUGAAAAUUACGACAAUGUUGACUCAUGUGCCAUAUAAGUAUUUGGAAUAUUAGCGUAUGAUCGAUUAGGAUAUGUGUUUCUUCCCACUGUUUACACUAGAAGUUGCUGUCAAAUAGUAAUCAAAUGGGCGGACAGAGUGCAUAAUAUAACUUUUGGAUUAAUUGAUAUUAGUGCAUUUGAUUGGUAUGAAUUCUCUCCACCGAGGCUGUUUUGAUUUCAUCGUCAUCCCAGUGUGCUGAUGGCUCCUCCAAAUGUCAAAAUCAAACAUUUAACUAGGAGCCCAUCCAGCACUGGAGAUACAAGAUUCCCUAAACUAGACGAAUGUGCCCACUUUCAUUAUGAAAAUGUGGAACUUGGACCAAUCAAAGUUCUUUUAUGUGACAAACCAUCAGAUCCCGGAAAAGCCUCCUUAGUGUGCAGUUCAUCCUCAAAUAAAGAGAAUGAAAAUGACCGGCUAUGUUUUCUUGUCACUGUUAUUAGCAACAGCAAGAAAUGGGUUGUUAGGCGCAGUUAUAAGAAUUUCAUGUUUCUGGAUACUCAACUCCAUCGCUGUGUGUAUGACAGAAAAUAUAGUUUGCUACAAGAGCUUCCUAACUUGUUUUAUGACGACUCAGAAAAAGAAACUUAUGAGGAACAAAUAAGUGCUCUUCUAUCUGAAUACCUUGCAAGAUUUUCCCAACUCGCUGGAAGUUUAAUAAAUUGUGGACCUGUUUUAAAUUGGUUUGAGCUUGACAACAGAGGGAAUAGAUUGAUUGUUACUGAUGAAGUUGCUAUAAACACUCCAGCUGUUGCAGCUUCAUAUGUUGUUGUGCCUUAUUCUGCUCAAGCAACUGAUGAAAUAUCUUUCGAUGUGGGUGAUAUGAUAUCUGUGAUUGAUAUGCCUCCUCCUGAGGAGUCUUCUUGGUGGAGAGGUAAAAAAGGAUUUGAGGUGGGAUUUUUUCCUUCUGAAUGUGUUGAAGUUAUAGGAGAUAAAGUACCACAUACAUUUAAGCUAUCAAAUGCAUCUACCAAACCUGUAUUCAGACGACAUGGAAAGCUCAUUGCAUUUUUUCGAUCCUUUUUGCUUUCUCGUCCUUCGCGAAGAAAACUUAAACAGAGUGGAAUCUUAAAAGAAAGGGUUUUUGGUUGUGAUCUUGGUGAACAUUUAUUAAAUACAGGAAGGGAUAUACCCAUGGUUUUGAAAUGUUGUGCUGAAUUUAUUGAAGAAUAUGGCAUAGUUGAUGGUAUAUAUCGUUUAUCUGGUGUGAGCUCAAAUAUUCAACGUCUGAGGCUUGCAUUUGAUGAAGAUCGAUCUAUCAAUUUAGGUGACCCUUCAACAGUUCACGACAUUCAUUCAGUUGCAUCUUUACUAAAGAUGUAUUUCAGAGAAUUGCCUAAUCCUCUCUUAACAUAUCAGCUCUAUGAUAAAUUUGUGAGUGCAGUGCAGUCAUCUGAAGAUGUGAGACUGUUAAGGGUUCGUGAUGUUGUACAGCAGUUGCCUCCACCUCAUUUCAGGACUCUACAAUAUCUGUUAAGCCACUUAACUAGGGUUGCUGCACAUGGUGAAGAAACUGGCAUGACACCCAAGAAUAUAGCAAUCGUAUGGGCUCCCAAUCUUCUCAGAUCGCGGGAUGUUGAAAAUGGAGGAGUUGGAGCUUUACAUGUUGUAGGAGUACAAGCUGUUUUGACAGAAUAUUUAAUUAGAUUUUCUGAUUUAAUAUUUGAUGAAAAAGUUUCUCUGCUCUCUGGUUCUGAACAAGAAGGUUUACUUCGUGCUCGACCUAAAUCUUUAGCAAUCUCUACUCCUACUAAAUUAUUAUCAUUAGAAGAAGCAAGAGCUAGAGUACUUUCUACUCAUCUUCCUCCUACUCAGCAAAAAUACAUUGAAGUUGGUGGAGGUCCUGAUAAAUUGCCUUCUAAAUAUCAUACAGUUAUAGAUCUACCUGGCAAACCAGGUUUACCAAAGUUAAAGAAAUCUCCUUCAGGAUGGAAGUCUUUCUUUUCGAGGGGAUGGUAUUCAGGAAGUACCAGAGAAAAAAGUCGCCCUACUUUUAGAGCAUCGAGGAAAGCUAGUACUAGUUCACUUCCACACCAGUCUGCAUAUAUGCAAGACAAACCUGUUGAAACUGAUGCACCAUAUAACCACCGAAAAAAGUUAAGGACUGUUAAAAGUGCAGAAUCUCUUGCUCAUUGCCUGAAGGAAUCCUCAUCCCAUAGUACAAAUAAAGAUGAUUUCCCUGGAGAACAUAGUAGAAAGUCAUCACCACAAGUAUCAGUGGACUCUUCAAAUUCUUUGGAACUGUCACCACUUUCAAAAUCUCCUGGUCUACAAAAGCAUACUCGAUCUAGUUCUCAUGAGUCCUAUUUUGAAAGUAAUAGCAUGGAUAUUAUUUCUGAGCCAUCUUUUGAAGAAGAUGAGCAUGGUUUGUUUUAUUAUGUGAGCCAACAAAUGAAAAUGCUACAAGAUUCUUCAUGGAACUCAGAGAAAGACAAGAAAGUAGAUUCUGUUUCCAUGAAAAGUUGCGAAGAUCUUUCUGUUUUAAAUAGAACUUAUUCCAAAGAAUUCUCCAAAAGUCCUCCAAGUUUAUCUGAAAAAUUUUCUCGUAAGCAAAAGCUAACUUCUGUUGAAGAUUUUGCUCAAGUGAAAUAUCAGAAACUAAAUGAAGACUUUGCUAAUAACGAAACUCGUGUCUUUUUGGAUGCUUCUCCAGAAGAGGAUUAUAACCAACAAUUUUUUAGGUCAAAUGAUUAUGGUUGGGAUGACCACAAUGAUAAGUAUCAAAAUUGUAUGCAGAUGAAUCAAGAAGACUUGACUCUUGAUCCCAUGGAGUUUUAUGAAACUGCUAAAAAUAAGAGAUUAUCCCUAGUAUCGUCAACAGACACUGAGAACGAGCCCUCUGAUCGAACAGUUGUAGAACGAUAUGGAAAUGCUGAAACUGUACUAGUAGAAGUACAUGCAACUCAAGACAGUUCCUCUGAAGAAGAUCAACAGUAUUCACCAAAGGCACCUCUCAAUUUAGACAGUGUAUUUUGCUCUUUUGGUGAACCGGCCAUCGAUUCAUUCGACAGUGGCAGAGUUUCUGGAUACAAAUUGAGACCAUUAAAUUCUGAUGAAACGGAAAUUCAAGAGCUCCAGUUUCAUCUAUCUGAUGAAGAAGAUGUGAUUUUGCCAGUUACAGAUAUAGAACAUGAGGUAAAUCCCAAUGAAACCUUUACAAGGGAAAUUAAAGAACCAGACGGCUCAUAUUCUGGUCUGAAUCUUGAUGAGAUGGAUAGUAGUGAACCUCACCUUGAUGAUAUAACUGUUAGUUUAUCUCCCAAUGAUCAUCUGGAUCUUCAAAAUGUGCCUAGCCAGGCUGAAAAUAUAAACGAUUCUUCAAUUUCGAAAGAGAGUGAAAGAUCUUCUGAUGUAAUAUCAACAAUUCAAAGGUCUGCAGUUGUUCAAAAGGACGAAGUAGUAACAGAAAACUUAGAAUCUUUCAGUAUUAAAAUGCCGCCUUCACCGAUUUAUCCCCCAAAGAGCUUAAAGCUGCAAGAAUUGCAGCCUUUAAAAACUAAAAUUGAAAUCGUUCCCUCUCAUAAAAAGAAACUUUUUAACAUACCAUCUCCAUCUUCCCCUGUGGAAGAAGUGAGAAAGAAAUUUGAACUUAAGGCCUCAGCCACUUCUAAAAAUGUUGAGCCUUCAUCUGAAAUAAAAUUUCGCUCCAGGGAACUGCCAUCUAAGCUUGUUAAAACUUUUGAACCAUCAGAACCAAUGGCUAUUAGCCAACCAUUAGAAGUUCCUUAUGUUGAUAGCCAAACAAAAAGUAGUCCACCUAAAGAAAGUAUUCUGUUGAAACGUCACUCAGAACCUCCUCCUAAGCAAGUUAGUACCAGUCCUCCUCCUGGGAUAUUUAAACGAUUAUCAGAUAAAUAUGAAGGUGAAAACAUUAACAAAGUAUCAAAAGGUCAAUCAAAUUCUGAAAAAGUAACUCCUAAAAACAAUAGAAAUGUUCAACAACCUAGUUUAUUCACUCAGUUAAAAAUACGAAAACUUCAGUCUUUGCAAGCUGAAAGCAGUCCUAUUAAUUCUGAGCCAGUUGAUCCUUGGUCAGAUCCAAUAUUAGAUAUGCAAGAAGAUUAUCAUCCAAUUAUAACUUAUUUACCUACAAAAGAUUCAAAUCAGGAUGAACAAUCUGAUAGCAGCAUUGAGGAAGAAAAUGAAGUGGACUCCUUAGAAAAAGUUACUAAACAUGAAAUUGCGGAUGACUCUCUUCUUGCAUGUGAAACUGAAUCUGUGAAUUCUGUUAUUCCUGACGAUUUAAAAGUAGUUCAAGUGAGCCCUGGUAAUCAAUCUUCUAAUCAAAAUCAAGUAGAUAAACCAUGUUCAGUUAAUGAAAUGGAUAAUUUUCAGUUGAGUUCCAAAGUGAAUGAGGGUAGCCCCGAAAGCGAGGCAGUUCGCCGAGAGCGAAUUAAUCGAAUCAAGGAAGAAAGAAGAGCUCAAUUAAGGGAAAAGCUGAAACAGGAAAGUUUUCGUAUGGAAGCAGAGGAGAAAGAAAAAGUCCAAACGAAAUUCCGAUUGAGGAAAGAAAACUCAAAGCUUUCCUGCAUUGAAGGUCAAGAUGAUGUAAAGAAAAGUGAUAAAGCAGUGGAGACGGACAGUGCCAGCAUAACUGAAACUGGCACUACCUGUGAUUUAGACUCUUCACUUGAAAGUAGCAGGGGAACUUGUGUCUCUCCUGCUGCUGUUAUAUCAGAAAUCUCAUCUGGGACUGACAGUGGACUAGAAUCUUUUAGUUUUUCUCCUAAAUUCCCUAAGAAUGUUUCAAAAGACUUGUCAUCCGAGGAUUGUUUACGGUCACAAAAAUUUUCCGGGAGAAAGUCUGCUCGAUCGUACGAGGACAGUCGUAAGUGGCUUUCUAUGCCACCAACUGACAUAAGGGACAAGGUUGCAAUGUUUGAACGUUCCAAAGAUACCAAUGAACUGUGUAGGCUGGGACCAAAUGGCAAAUUUCCUCAAAAGCAAGGCACUUCUUUAGCAUCUUCAUUUGUUAGGUGAAAUUUUGACUUUAUUUUCAUCAUUUUUCAAGAACAUUUUUCAAAGGUCAUUUUUUUCAAAGUAUUUACUUUUACAUUGAAACUUGAGUGGCUAGCUGUAGGAUAAUCUGCGACUGAUGCUUCAAAUGCACAAAAUCAAGCUUUAACUUUUUAUUUAGCUUUUAUAUUUAGUGUUCAAAAUUUCUUUUAGCAUGAAAUUGGUAUUUUAACAGUAGAAACUUGUAAGUAUGUAUUUUCUAGAUAUGUAAAUUUUUGUCUGCAUUAAUUGAGGUUUUAAUGACCCAAUAAAAAAUUUCAUUGGCAGAAAUACAUAUUGGGCAUUAUAAUUGAGUUAAAAAAUUUUUAGGAAUCAAUUUAUUUGAUUCUCUUAAUAUUUAAAAUCAAUUAACAGUAUGAUAGUUUAACAAUAGCAAAAUGGUAAUAUUAAUGAUAGUUAACUCUCCUUUUAUUGUAAUUUUUCAAAAUCUUUCUCCUUAGUCUUGAAAUAAUGUUUAAAUAUUAUCAUAAAAAACUAUGAUUCAAUAUUUUAAAUUGCUUAAUGAAAUAAGUUUUACACAUUACUCUAAUAAAUUAAAUUUUGAGUAUCUCUUUGACAAUAUUUGAAAGUAAUCUAAUUUUGUAAAACAUUUUCAUGAUUACAUUUUAUUUUUGUUUCUAAGUUAACUAUAAAGGAAUUUGUUUACCAUUGUUUUUUAAUGCGUUGUAUAACAUACAAAGCGGGUCCACGGAAAAUAAUUUAAGAUCGAGAUUGUUGUCAGGAAAUAAUUUCAUAAUAAUUUGCAUACAGUCAGGGAAUAAAUGUUUCUUUUUAUCUAGAGUUUUUUUAAAAUUAUUUAUCAAGAAUUUUUAUUAUUUUCCUUUUUAUCUUAUACAUCUUGAUAAAAAAGGAAAUAAAUGUGAGACCAAAAUUUCCAUUUUUAUCAGGAAUAUAUAAGAUUAAUAUUUAUAUAAGUUUUUGUAAUUAAUUAGGCAUAUCAAGAAAUGUGUGUUUGAUGCCUUUUACAGCUAAUUAUCUUGUGCAUAUGAUCAUCAUGUUUGCAAUUGAUCCUCACCUUGCUUACCUCAUCAUCAUAAUUUGUUCAUCUCUUUUAUUUGUAUAUAAUUUUUAAAAACAAAAUAUUUUUCAGAGAUACUUUUAUUUUAGAGAUAUUAACAAACCACACAUAUCCUGUUAAGCGUGCAUGAUCCUUUCACUUAACUUAAUCAGUUCAUGUGUGGUUCAAUGUAUCACUGUGAUAACAUUUCAUAAUUUUUAUUGCCAUGUAGUUAGUGUGCUGUAAUUAAUAUUUGUUCCACCUUGUGUGCCUAGAUGUUAUAGUCUUUUUUAAGUUUUCCACAAGAACAAAGCUUUUUAUAUAUAAAGUGCAUUUUUAUGUUCAUAGCUCAAAAGUAUUGCAAUAAUAUUUUAGUAUUUGUACAUUUUUAAGUGGAGUUAUUAUUAGUGUAACUUCCAAUAGAGCUAGCCAUGUAAAAAGUUUCAUUGCUGUGUAUGCAUUUAUUAAAACAUUGCUUACUUGGCAAUCAUUACUUUUAAAUAGUUAUUUUUAUUUUAAAUUUGAGGUAAAUUUUUUUUUAAAAUUAAUUUUUAUCUAAUGGCUUAUAUGUAACAAGUUUAUUUUCUGACCAAAUGCCAAUUUUUUUUUCUAUGAUAUGAAGCAUCUGAAUGGCAUUAGCAUAUAAGUUCCUAAGAAUUUAGGAUGUCUGGAUUCUAGUGCCACUUAUCACUAAAAUUUUAUAUUGCUUGCUCAGAUUUAUAUUACUUCCUUCCCUCAAAAAAAAUAACAAUCAAUAAUAAUUUGAGUCUAGAAGCAUCAUAGAAAUUUUUUGUGUGGUAAAUUUGAUUGUGUCUUGUUUAAAAUCUUUGAAAAUAAAUAAUUUAUUAUGGAAUUAUUAAAUACUUAGUACAAUUCAAAGUUUGAGAAAAAUGUUAUUUGCACAAACUUAAACUAGUAAGGAAUCAUUGCUUUCAUAUGACUUUUUUAUCUUUGAUAUUUGUCAUUUUUUUUAUAAAAACAGUUGUGUACAUAUAUCAGGGAUUUUUUUCCUAUCCAAGUUUGAGAAAUUCUUUUGAAAUUUUUUUUAUAUGCCUAUAUAAACUUGAACUUUUUAAUCUAAUUUACAUGAAGCUUCAAGCCUGCCAUUCCUCAAUAAUCGUCAUAGAUAUCACAAUUUUUCACUUUCAAUUUUCUAACAUUUUUGAUAAGUAUAUAAAAGUCAAGUUUUUGUUAAAAAACUUACUGAUAAUUUUCAAACAAUACUUUUUUAAAUAAGUAUUUCUUGCCAUCAAUUUGCUAUUAAUAACUUUACAUGCCAUUUUUCAUAAACUUUUCUAUAUACUUUUUCGCAAUAAACUUGGCUACAUAUUUAUUAUAUUGUAUUGUAUGUUCUUGAAAACUCGUAUGGUCUUCCCUUAUUGUAUAUUUGCAAGUUAUUUUUGAUUACAUUAUUUUUCAUGUUCCUCGAACUUUUUUACUUGAUUAUGAACUAAAUAUUUGUUGCAUUUGUGUUUUUUUAUUAUGGAAAAAAAACAAAAAAAAACUCUGUAUAUUAGCUUUGAUACCUCUCCAUUUUAAUUUAAUUUUGUUUUAUCUCUCCUAUUUUAUUUUAAAAAUCCUAUUAUUACAUCAUUAAAUUUCAUAGCAAGGUUACUUUUUUAAUACCAGAUUAUUUAUCCAAACAUUAUAAAAUUUUUUAAUGAAAUUUUAUUAAAUAGUCAGUUUAAUAUAUAAGUUUAGUAUAGUAUUAGGCAAUGUAUAUAAUAUCAAAUAGCAGAAUAUUCAUAUAUGUAUAACAAUUAAUGUUACUUUCGAAAUACAAUUGUUUAGAAAUACAAUUUUUUUUUAUAAGGUUACCCUUGCUGAUAAUUUUUUGGAUUUAGACAAUAGUUAGUAUUUUUAUAGUAGUACCUAUGUUAUCGUAAUAUUUUUAAAAUAAAUCUAUUUCUAUUUUCUAACUUAAACAACUUCUAAUGUUUUUCUCAUUCUCUUUUAAUUUUUUACUGAGCAUAUAGUUUAUUUCAAAUAGUUAUAUGAUUUCAAAGUCUAAUAGUUGCACAUGAAUAAUCUAUACCACUUGAAUUCGAUAAAAUCUAAAUGUUAAGAUUAGUUUACUUAUUUGAGAAAUUUUGUUUCAUUUUUAUUAUUGUGAUCUUUUGAAUUUGUUUAUAAAUAUUGGUUUAUAUAUAUAUUUGAAAUAGGUUUAUUGUAAUUCUUUUUGAACUUACAUUGCAAAUUAUAUCAUGUUCUUUUAUUCAAGCAAUAAGCAAUUAUCUUUUAAUGUCUUAUUUUUAAAUGUAGAUCAAGUAGUUAAACUUGUAUCUUUAAACCCAUAUCUUUAUUAAAUGUAAUAAUAUUAAUCUUCCAAUUAACUUGUAAAUAUCAAUUUGUUUUAAAACUAUUUUCUACUUCAGGGCUUAGUUUCUUCUUCCUCCUACAGUUAUCAGUAUUUUUGUCCACCAUCCCAUAUAUGUCUUAAUAAUUUUCAACUUAAUUUCAAUACUUAUUCCACCAUAAAAAUAUUUAUAAUUCCUUGUGUGCAGUUAAAAGUAGGUAAAUGUAUGUACUGUCAAAAAAAUCUCUCAUGAAUAUUCAUGUAACUUUAUGUGUUCUGAUCUCGUUGAAUUUCUAAAUGAAUAGUUAAAGUUUCUGAAGGUAUUGUAUAUAUUGCGCUCUAUGCUGAAAAAAUAUUAAUUCUUCUGCAAAGUAUGCUAACAAAAAUUUUCUUUUUUAAGUGUUCAAAAUGAAAAUUGGAUAAUUAAUUCUACCAUAAAUUGUCAAAGUGAUUGACUUGAGUUAUCAUUUUUUUUUUUGAUCGACACAAUUUUAUUGCAUUUCAAAAAUAAUGCCAAAAUUAUUUUUUAUAACUUCUCUUUCCAAAACAUGUCUAGAAAUAUUGUAAAUUUUAAAUUUUUACUAUUUAUAAGUCAAUACGCUCAAAAUUAACAUUGGAGUCAAGAUACUUUUAUAUCAGAUUGUGCCUUAUAUUUUGAUGCACCAAAAUUAAUGCAUAAAUUUGCAUUAGUAUUAACAAAAGUUCUAUAAAAGUGAUUUUUUUAACUUAAAAAAUGCUUUAAAGUAGCAUUAUAUUGUUAGUGAGUUCUUUAUUGUGUAUACAUUUCAAUUGGCUCUUCUGAAGAGCACCAACUUUCGCGUAUAAUCUUUGUUUAUGCUAUAUGUGUUUGCUGUAUAUAUGCCUGUUGCUGCAAAUGUUAAUUUUUUCUUAAGAUAAAUUUAUUGUGAAUAUUGUUGUUUUAUGUAUUGCACAAAAUGUACAGUUGUAUGUGUUGUGUAUUAUAGGUUGCUUGAUUGAAGAAAAACGAAAUAAUUGUAAUGAAAAACGUUGUGUGUUCGUGUGCAUCAUUUGUCUUUUAUGUUCUUAUUUUGAGCGAGUGCAAAAUAAAGUUUUAUGGAUUCAAUAAA